Messenger RNA from Trypanosoma conorhini, 990 nucleotides. RefSeq names its product aminoacylase. The record is from RefSeq and is a predicted model, not a curated record. Gene Ontology annotation, molecular function: hydrolase activity. The transcript has a single exon. Lineage: Eukaryota; Euglenozoa; Kinetoplastea; Trypanosomatida; Trypanosomatidae. Bases 1 to 990 code for a protein of 329 amino acids.
AUGUACGCGCUGCGUGCCGACAUGGACGCGCUUCCAUUGCAGGAGGAAAGUGGCGAGCCGUUCAGCUCAAAGCGGCCUGGCGUGAUGCAUGCUUGCGGCCACGAUGCGCACACAGCAAUGCUUCUCGGGGCCGUAAAGGUCCUUUGCCAAGUGAAGGACAAGAUUCGCGGCACCGUGCGGUUUAUCUUCCAGCACGCGGAGGAGGUAAUCCCCAGCGGUGCAAAGCAGCUCGUACAGCUUGGUGUGCUUGAGGGAGUCGAGAUGAUCUUCGGACUUUCUGUUGACGUCACGAAGCCGACUGGCACAGUUUUGUGCAGAAGCGGUGUGAUGAUGAGUGCCUGCAAUGACUUUGACAUAGUGAUCAAGGGCGCAGGCGGGCACGCCUCCCAGCCCGAGCUCUGCACCGACCCCAUCGUGGUUGCCGCCGAGGUGGUCACGAGCCUGCAGACGGUUGUGUCGCGUCGCAUCGGGGCCCUGACAGCUCCGGUGCUCAGCGUGACGACUUUUCAUGGCGGGACGGGGAGCUACAACGUGAUCCCCGACACGGUCCACCUGCGCGGCACGCUGCGCUGCCUGGACCGCGAUGUUCAGGCGCGCGUGCCCGGCUUGAUGGAGGAGAUUGUUGCCGGCGUUGUGAAGGCGCACGGCGCUCAGCAUGAGAUGAGUUGGCUGGAGCCCAACAUCGUCACUUACAACGACCCAGCGGCGUAUAGUGUUGUUAGGAAUGUUGCGGAGCGGGUGGUCGACGGUGUGUCUUUUGUUGACCUCCCGACUGCAAUGAUGGGUGUGGCAGACUUUUCCGAGUACGGGGCUCUGGUACCGGGGUGUUUGUUCUGGCUUGGCGUGGGGGGUGAGAGCGGGGGUGCCGCAAGCAACCACAACUACAGCUCGCGGUAUUGCAUGAAGGAGGCGGCCAUGGAGAAGGGUGUGAAGAUGCAUGUGGGUUUGGUGGCUACACUGUCAAUGUUGAAUGGCAAUUUUACAGGUUAG